AUGAAGUAUCCUUCCUCUAAUCCGAAUUCUCUUUCUCAAUUCAUUGACAUUCUUAAUAAGAACAUAUGUUCUCCUCAACCAGAUCUUGAAGAGACUACCAAGUCGAAGAAUCACACCGCUCACAACCAGUCCUACAAGGCACACAAAAACGGCAUCAAGAAGCCCAAGCGGCACCGCCACAAUUUCACCAAAGGGAUGGAUCCCAAGUUUCUGAAGAAUCAUAGGUACACUAGGAAGCACAACAAGAAGGAUGUUGAAUCUGUCACUGAAGAAGAGUAAAGUGCUGGUCAGUGGUCACUGAUGGAGCUAUUUGGAUUCUUAGCUUAGAUUUCUUAUUCAGGCUCUAUAUGUUUUGUUUUGUUUCAAACCUAUCUCUAUAUUACAGUCAUUUUCAUGGUUUGUUCUGAAUCCAGACAUAAUGGAAUGGUUGAUUUGAUAACAUUAUUGUUCUAUUUUGUUGAAGACAUUUAAAUUUCAUCAGAGUUUUAGUUCCCAUAUUAAAUUGAAAAAGGAAAGCUCAAACUUCCUUUCAUAUCUGUGUUUGUAUUGCUAUAUAUGUUUGUACUGCCACGACGUAGAAAUUAGAAACCCACAUGCUUGCUACA
This is a messenger RNA of Lotus japonicus, 605 nucleotides long. Its product is annotated as 60S ribosomal protein L29-1-like. Gene Ontology annotation, molecular function: structural constituent of ribosome. NCBI's taxonomy places the organism in Eukaryota, Viridiplantae, Streptophyta, Magnoliopsida, Fabales, Fabaceae. The coding region runs from base 1 to 279 and encodes 92 amino acids. The record is from RefSeq and is a predicted model, not a curated record. The transcript has 2 exons. Gene Ontology annotation, cellular component: ribosome; cytosolic large ribosomal subunit. Gene Ontology annotation, biological process: cytoplasmic translation.